AUGGCUACAUCUUUUCCAACCUAUAUAAACGACAAAGCAUUAGCUCAAGAUUUAAUAUUAUCUCAAUUUGAUAAUUUUUUAAUUGAUUGCGAUGGUGUCAUUUGGUUAUCCGAACAAUUAUUGCCUAAAAUCAACCGAUUCUUACAAUUUCUUACAAAUAAUAAUAAAAAGUUUACAUUUGUCACUAAUAAUUCAUCCAAAUCUCGUCAAUCUUAUGUGACAAAAUUUAAAAAUUUGGGUAUAGAAGGUGUCACAAUCGAUCAGAUUUAUACCACAGGGUACUCAGCAGUAUUACAAUUGAAAAAAAUUGGUAUUUUACCAGGAGAGAAAAUCUGGGUUUUAGGAGAUGAAGGCAUUGAGGACGAGCUCAUUAGUGAAGGCUAUAUUCCAAUGGGUGGCAGUAAUGAGCUAUUAGACCAAAGUUGGUCGGAUAAGAAUCCAUUAUUAAUUAUUGAUCCUCAAGUAAAAGCCGUUGUUGCUGGAUCAACUUUAAAUUUCAACUAUAUGAGAAUUGCAACCACUCUACAAUACUUAAUGCACAAUGAUAAAACAUUACCCUUUAUUGGAACUAAUGGAGACCGUAACUACCCUGGAUCGAAUGGAUUAACUUUGCCUGCUGGUGGGAGCAUGGUGGAGUAUAUGGCGUAUAGCUCGCAACGAGACUAUGUCAAUGUUGGCAAACCCGAUAUCACUUUGGCCGAAACCAUCUUGGCAAACACUGGGUACGACAAACUGAAAACAAUUAUGAUUGGUGACACUUUAUAUUCUGAUAUUAAAUUUGGUAAUGAUGCUCAAUUGGGAGGUGAUAACGGUAGUGGGACUUUAUUGGUGUUAUCGGGUGUCACUGACAAAGAAGAAUUAACCAACAUCGUCAACAGUGCUCAUGAGUCUGAACACAGUCAAAGCCUAGUCCCAAGAUACUAUAUCGAUUCAUUAACACAUUUAAUUGAACUUUUAGAAGAAUAG
Messenger RNA from Candida dubliniensis CD36, 966 nucleotides. It is a transcript of the gene PHO13, whose product is annotated as Pho13p. The coding region runs from base 1 to 966 and encodes 321 amino acids. Gene Ontology annotation, molecular function: alkaline phosphatase activity; phosphoglycolate phosphatase activity. The record is from RefSeq and is a predicted model, not a curated record. The transcript has a single exon. NCBI's taxonomy places the organism in Eukaryota, Fungi, Ascomycota, Pichiomycetes, Serinales, Debaryomycetaceae.